This is a messenger RNA of Cooperia oncophora, 393 nucleotides long. Lineage: Eukaryota; Metazoa; Nematoda; Chromadorea; Rhabditida; Trichostrongylidae. The record is from the annotation of a GenBank genome assembly.
UUGAGUCCUUCUGGUUUAGAUGGUGACGCAUUCAAACGAUCUAACACCCAUCUGAAUGAAACUGACGAGAAAGAGCUCAUCGAAAAGAUCGACUAUGUUCCUGAAAUCAUAGAAGAGGACAAGGCUAUGUGUUCAAAUAUGCUUCUUAUUCCACCGCUUCUUUUCGUAGUGUUUGCUGUACAGAUACUUUAUAACUUAACUGAUUGGUGGUUGAACAGAUGGACAAAUGCUUCUGAACGCGCAGAGGCAGCUAGGCUAAGCAACAGUACCAUCGCUGAAGAUCACUAUUCAUUUUUCGGUCUAGAAUUCAAUGUAAGCCUCCCAGACUACAUGUACUUUCCACGUGCCCUAACCCUUGCCUCUUGUCGUGGAAUCGGUUUUGCUGAAGCGUAA